Messenger RNA from Penicillium verhagenii, 1197 nucleotides. Its product is annotated as ELL-associated factor. Lineage: Eukaryota; Fungi; Ascomycota; Eurotiomycetes; Eurotiales; Aspergillaceae. The coding region runs from base 1 to 1197 and encodes 398 amino acids. The transcript has a single exon. The record is from RefSeq and is a predicted model, not a curated record.
AUGGCCGCCCCCACGCUGAUCGACCCGACCAAACAGGCCGAGUACCCCAUUGUGCUGGGUGAACGACUAGCUAAUGGAGACCGGAGUCGAUUGAUCAAUAUCAACUAUAAUUACAAGACCAAGCAUGCCACACCACAGCAACGUUCGAUUGUUACUCCCUCCGACCGAUCGCGCGAUCUUUACGACCUUUCCGUCACCGAUAAGGCCCCGAAUGCCGAUCACACGUUGACUUAUGCCUACAAAGGUAGCGAAGACCCUGUCAGCGAACGCAAUCUGGUCCUUGUCUUCGAUCCCGACCGCAAGGCCUUUGUUUUAGAGCCCGUGUCUACCAAAUUCAACUUCAACCUACGAGAGGCACCAGGAAAGACAGAGAAACAGGUCAUUGAGCAAUAUGAGCAGCUCCGGAUCGCGCAGGAGGAAGAACACACAUCGGGAGAGGAUCGUAUUUCUGGCGGUAUCACCGAGGACGAGGGACUUCCCGACGAUAACAACCCAUAUGAUUUCCGACAUUUCCUCCGUAAGGAAGGCGCAGAGGAUCUCAAAGCGGCCUCAGGCAACAGCACCCCGGAGCCCGUCUACACCAGCAGAACAAAUACACCUAUAAUUCCGGUGACAAAACCUGCCGCCAAACCCAUUACCCGGCCCACAAAGCAAGCAAAUCCAUUCCGGCAGACCAAACGCCCGGCGCCAAAGCCACAGGCUAAGCCAAACCCACCCAAGCCAGCCCCAGAGCCUAUCAUCGAGACCACUUUCUCGCAACCCGACCCACAAGAUAACGACGAUGCUCGAUCUGCAGUAUCGGAUGCAUCUCAACAUACCGUCCAGUCUAGUGCCUCCAAUAUUAUUGUUGAUGGCGAUUUGAUCAUUGAUAUGGGAUCGCCGCGCCCAUCCCGAACAUUGGUCAACCCAUCAUUUUUCUCAUCUAACGAAGAUGGGGAGGACGAUGGGGAGGACGAUAUUGAUAGCCUACGGCUUCCAUCACCUGGCCAAGAUAUUCCACAGCCACCUCCACCUCCACCGGUCGCUUCCGGUGGAGAUUUGGAGGAUGAAGAUGACUUGCUCGCUCUGGAGAUGGAAGCCGCUUUUGAGGAAAGUGCUCGGGAAGAAGAGGCUCGUAAACAGCAGUAUAGCCAACAUGCUUCUGGGCGGUGGCAUGUGGCCAGUGAUGAUGAGAGCGAGGUUAGCGAAGAGGAGUAA